Molecule: messenger RNA, 1373 nt
Organism: Ictidomys tridecemlineatus (thirteen-lined ground squirrel)
Lineage: Eukaryota; Metazoa; Chordata; Mammalia; Rodentia; Sciuridae
Source: RefSeq, a predicted model, not a curated record
AUGGGCAACUGGAAUGCAGCUCAGUGGGGUCGGGCGCGGGCCGGGAGGCUGGGCGGAGGGCCGGCGGCGGCUCCUGCGCUCCGGCCGGGCCGUGCUCAUGCCGCUCUGCCCCGUGUUUGUCUACAGACCGCCCUGAGCACGUUUUUCCAAGAAACCAACAUUCCCAACAGCCACCAUCACCCCCAGAUGAUGUGUACUCCCAGCAACACACCUGCCACACCACCCAACUUCCCCGAUGCACUGGCCAUGUUCUCCAAGCUCCGUGCCUCCGAGGGCCUGCAGAGCAGCAACAGCCCCAUGACUGCGGUGGCCUGCUCACCCCCUGCAAACUUCAGUCCUUUCUGGGCCUCCUCCCCUCCCAGCCACCAGGCUCACUGGAUCCCGCCCUCCUCCCCAACCUCUUUCCACCACCUCCACUGCCCACAGCCCACGUGGCCCCCUGGAGCACAGCAAGGGGGCGCCCAGCAGAAAGCCAUGGCAGCGAUGGAUGGCCAGAGAUGAGACUGGAUGCCUCCAAGUGCUGGGCUGGAGUGGGGGGCAGUCUGGGGUUGUGGGGACACAAGAGGGUCAGGGAGGGGGGAGCUGGGGAGGUUUGGGGUUUCCUGAAGAUCGCACUGGAAGAUUUUAUAAAAGAAUUUUUGUGGGUGGGGGGACAGUAAACUUCCUGGGCCACUUGGGUCCCUCAGGAGUUUCUCUUUGGGCAAGUUUUUUUCUCUUUUUAAUAUAUAACUAUAAUAUAUAUGAAUAUAUAAAUAUAACUAAUGUAUGUGAGCAUGAGGUGGAUACACCUGAGGUGCGGAGUCAGAGGGGAAGAGCCACGAGAAUCCUUCCCUGGCCAGCAGCUCUUCCCCCCAGUCCAGUCUCUGGGCAAAGGGGUCUUUCAAAGUCGGGUGGAAUGUCCUUUGCAGUCGGAUGUGAGCUGCCUUCACUCAGAAUUCAUACCUGCCAUCAGGAAGAAGAUCCCAACUCUUCCCAUCCUGGGGACAGCUACCUAGCAGCUGCAGGAGAGGUCCCAGAAGGGCCUUCUUGGCAUCACGGGGCUCUCCCUGCCCCCUAGCCCCAACACUGCCAUGCUCUUGAUUCUUCCUCAUCUCCUCUGCCACCCUUGUUUCGUGGCCACUCUGGUGACUUUUAGCUGUUGUCACUCUAUCUCCAGCUGGGUAUGAAAGGCUUAUAGGACUUAAGAGCUGGCUUGGAAGGCCAGGCUCUGCCCAGUGGGGGACCUAACUGUCCCAUCCCUGACUGUCCUCUGGUCACCUAAGCUUUCCCCAUGUGAGUCCAGGGUUGGAGGAGCUCACCUUUGGGUGGAGUUCCUGAGUCAAAAUCUCAUCUCACCAGAGUGAAUUUUAAUUUAAAAACGUAAAAAGACUUAA